Ruditapes philippinarum (Manila clam) is the source of this 4728-nucleotide messenger RNA. RefSeq lists its product as uncharacterized. Gene Ontology annotation, cellular component: endoplasmic reticulum. Lineage: Eukaryota; Metazoa; Mollusca; Bivalvia; Venerida; Veneridae. The record is from RefSeq and is a predicted model, not a curated record.
GUAUUGAUACAAGAAUGAGGUUUUCUGUGGAACCAUCAGGUGGGGACAGUGCCUUCGAGCAGUGGAAGGAUGCCAUGAAAGCUGUUGCUAGGUUACCACUAGGGAUCCCUGCAGAAUUCAGGAAAAAGGUAUGGUUGGGUUUAGCAGAGCAACAUAUAAAGGACAUGAAGAUUGACUGGGAUAAGACAGUGAGGUUUGCUUUCAAUGAGAGAAGUAACCCAGAUGACAACAAACUUGGUCUACAAAUUGUCAAGGAUCUACAUAGAACAGGCUGUAGUGGUUUUAGUGGAGAAGAGAACGAGGAGGAGAGGGCGUUACUUAAGAGGAUAUUGUUGGCGUAUGCCAGGUGGAACAAGGUGGUCGGUUAUUGUCAGGGCUUUAACAUGAUAGCUGCUCUACUUCUAGAGGUCAUGGAUAGAAAGGAAUCAGAUGCUCUUAAGGUGAUGAUAUAUUUAAUAGACCAUGUGCUUCCACAAGGUUACUUUGCCAACAAUUUACGAGCAUUGUCUGUUGACAUGGCAGUGUUUCGAGACUUGUUGAAGAUAUUUCCAAAGUUGUCUCGACACCUCGACUACCUACAGCAUGCUCAAGAUCAGACCUCAGGAGGAUGUUAUGAGCCACCAUUAACUAAUGUGUUCACUAUGCAAUGGUUCCUCACAUUGUUCGCAACCUGCUUGCCAAAAUCUACAGUUUUACGGGUCUGGGACUCGAUCCUCCUUGAUGGCUCAGAGAUUUUACUGAGGACAGCUCUAGUCAUCUGGGGAAAACUUUCUAGUCGUAUCCUCACCGUGUCGACUGCUGACGAGUUCUACACGCUGAUGGGAGACAUCACCCAGGAGAUGUUAGAAGGAAAUAUUCUCGAUGCAGAUUCUAUGAUCAAGAGUAUCUAUUGUAUUGCCCCGUUCCCACUACCGCAGUUGACAGAAUUACGUGAAAAAUAUACAUACAAUAUACGACCUUUCACACCUGCCUCAAAGAAGGCUUCAUGGCCCGAGGGAACUGUGUUGCCUAGCGAUGAGGACGACCUUGAAGAUGAAGAUUUAGAGAAUAUCACAUGUUUUACAGGAUUUAUACCAACUAACGUUUCAUCUAGUGUCAAACACGCUAAAGGUAAAUAUUAUUAUUUGACUAUUACAGCUGCAACAGCCAGACAACAGGCCAUGAAAUCAAAGCCAAUGGUACCAAAGAUAGAAACACCUACAGCAAUGAAUCAUCUAUUCCUUAACAAACAAAACAUCAAGGGACGUAACCGGUUUAUAGCCGAGGGACCAAGGAUAGCAAAUAUGUACCCUGUGUUCGAACCUCAGGCAUUGAAUAAAUUGGCCAAGAAGAGUAAAAAUAAAGAUGGACAGUUGAUGAAUGAAAGACCAAAGUGGAAUCCAAAAGCUAAAGCAGAUAAAACUAUUGAACAAAAAGCUUCAAAGAGCCAUAGUCAGUCACAGGUGGUAAAAGAAACACCAGAAAACCUAAACAACUCUAAUUCUGUAGAUGGUACUGGAGAUAUGCUUAAAGCUGUGGUUAACAAUAUGUCUAAAUGUGAUGAAAUAAAUGGUGCUGAAUGUUCUGGUGAUGGAAGAGAAGAGAAAAAUUCUGGCAGAUGUGUUCAAAAAGUUCUUCAACACAACGAUUCUGGGCUUGGAUAUUCAGUGAGCUCACCAUUGUUUUCAGGUUCUUCUUCAGAAAGUUCACCACAACAUUCAAACUCUUCUGAUACUAAAACAAAGUCUAAUUUAGGUGUUGAAGUUUCAUCAGGUUUGGUAAAAAAGGGUAAAACCAUUGAAGUAGAUAGUUCUGACAUUGUAGAUUCCAGUCUGUCAGACAAUUAUGAUAAUCAUAUUAGUGAUUUGACUAAUCUGGUUAAGGAAAUAUGUGAUGCUCAAUUAAAUGAUUGGCCUAGCAAAGAACAGGACUUGGAUGGUGUGUUAAAGGGUAAAGUGAAAGAACACAUAGGGGAAAAGGAUAUUGAUGAAUGUGAAAGUGGAAUAAGUGUUGCCUCUCUUGAAAGUAAGGAUGAUAGCAAAUGUGAUAAAAGUAGUGCAGACAUUGCUGAAAGGGUAAAUUUUAAUAGUAACAAACAGGAAGUAUCAACUGUUGAAGGGUUUGGUGAUAGUGAACACAAUAAAGCAUUGGAAAGUGUAGAAAGAGGUAACACUGGUGCUAGUGGAGAUAAUAGAAACAUUGGAGAGGACUAUGCAGAUGUCAGUGUUGAAAAGGGUAGUGCUGAUGUAAAUAUACAUCAUGAAACAGACAUAGUUGUAAAUUCUAAAGAAGAUGUAAAGUCAUAUGACAGUGAUUGCAUGAGAGAGCAAGAUGAUGAACAUUCUUUGACUCAAACUGGAAUUAAAAGUGAGAAAGAAUUAGGCAAUGAAGGGCCAGAUCUGACUCUUGGUAUAUCAACUAAAUCUUCACAAAUAUGCACUGGGGAUGUUAAUUCUCCACAUAGAACUGCUGGUAAAUCAGACAGUUGUACUUCUACAGCUUCGUCUCAUUCAGUUGAUGAUACUGAAACAUUUCCUGAAGUGUUCAGUCCAAGCACCUCAUCUGGUCAGGCCUCCUUCCAACAGUAUUAUAUUAACAAGAGAAAUUUGAGCUCAGAAUCAGUCAAAGGGAUAGACUCUCAAGUGAAGAAAACACAAAUGCCUAAGAAAGUAUUUAAUCCAUUUCCAGUCAAACAUAUGAAUCAAAAUCGAGCAAGAACUGGUAUUAAACUUGGACUUUACACGCCAUCAACUCUUCAAGAAUAUGAGAGAAAUCUGAAGGGGCAGCCAUUGUGGGGAAAGUAAUGAUGUAAAGUUGUAAGACUGUGUUAAAGAACAAAGUGUUUUGGAAUGAUUUGAAUACAUAAAGUAUUAAUGUGAAGAACUUCAGGAUGAUGUGAAUUGAUUGUUAUGUAAACUGCUUGCCAGCCAAAAGUAGAAUAUAGAAUCAGGAAAAGCUCAUAAAAAGUGGUAACAGUUAACUAUAUUUUCACUAUUCUAUGUAAGUUGAUAUACAAGAACUUUUUUUUUAUUGUUCGAGUAUGAAACAUCUUGAAACCAUAGUGUACAAAGCCCAAUGUUUAUAUGCAUGUGAAAAUUACUUACUGGUUAAUAUAGUUAACGUUGUUUGGGUAGGGAAUGGGAUAACGACAGGUUUUGGUGUUUUUGGUUUAUUAACUCAAAGUAAUUUAGAAAUAUUUUGCCAUAUUCAAGAAUCUCAUGAUGAUUGUUUACAGUAAAUUGUUGCAUUUAUGUUAUAUAGGUUAUUUAUAUUUACUUUCUUUUGUUUUUCCCCAAAAUUAUUCAUGUAAAUAUCUUAUAAAGGAAACAUUGAUUUAGAACAAUAUCUGCUCAUAUCAAUUUGUUCUUCUGGUAUGCUGUCUCCAUGCUUUUACAAUAAUAAGCAAAUGUCUGCCAUAAUCAACACAAAAAGUCACUGUACCAAUAAUUGAAGUUCGAAACAUUCUAGACAUCUGAAAUUUUUACAUAUGCCAUUUUGCUUCAUAGACCAAUUAUAGAUUUGUUUACAGUUUAUUUUAAGACAUCUUGUCUUUGACAGUAAUUUUUACAACAGUAUGGUCUAGGAUAAAUUUGUUUUAAGAUAGUACAGCUGGCAGUAUUGUCAUGGCAACCAACAGCUCAUUGGUACAUUAACUUAUACAUUAACUGUAACAAUGUUUCACUGAACUUACAAUUACUCAUAUGUACUUUCUACAUAUAAAUUAGUUAUUUAAUUUUCCAUAUAUAAAGAUUUAGGUUGAAGGUUUAGUUGUUUUUCUUUGCUCUGAGUUUUUUUCUUUAUUUAUUUCUUUGUUAUUUUUUAUUAUUUUGUUUAAUUUUUAGUGCAAUAGCCAUUCUGCUCAUUAAAUUUGCUGAAAUCCAUUAUUUUUGGUUGUUAUCUCAAUAUUUACAAUUCUAUAUAUAUCAGUUUCUUUCUUUGUUUCUAGAUUUUGAUUUUGUUAUAUGUAAUACAUUUGUAUUACUGUUAAAGAACUUUGUUGAUUUUUUGUUGUUUUUGCUAAAAAAAUUUAAAGGCAUUGAUUGAUUAUGGAUUAUAUAAUGUUGUUAUUGAAUUAUUCUGUAUGUGAACAAUAUGUUUUAUCUCAUGAGAAACUGAAUUUUUUUUGUGAUUUAGGACAUAGCCCAAUUGUGCUAGUGUAAUAUUACACUUUUCUAGCCUUAUACGAUUUGUAAUGCUGAAUCUUUGAAAAAAGAAAAGGAACAACAGGGUUGCAGUUGACUUUUGCAUAAAUUGCACUGAUUUUCAUUUUAUAGUGUUGCAUUAUCUCAAGAUUAAACUUGACAUCUGGUAUAUAAAUUGUCAUAUUAAACACACGUUUUUUUUCUCAUGACAAAAGUUUGGAUACUUGGAAAUUUAAAUGUCUGUCUUGUUUUAAUGUACAUUGUAUUUAUCCAUGAUGCUAUUUAUGAUAAUGUCCCAAUAUUUUUAGUUUGUCAACUGUUCAGUUAUGAUUUUAUUUCAUCUUCAAUAAUUAUUUGUAUGAUAUCAAAACAAUUAAAAUUUAAUAUAAUUGUGUAUUUAUAGGUCACAUAGCAUGAAAAAUGAACUUAUUCUGCAUGAAUAAUGAUCUUUUCUUUGUACAUAAAGAAAAUUUUUCAAUCUGAUACGAGCAGUCAAACUAGACUUUACAAUGUUAUCUGUUUAGUGGUGUAUGUUAAAUUGUACAAAAACUGAAACCAGGCUAAGUAUAAAAGUUAUGUGAUGGUGAACUACAUGUAGCAUAUACAG